Messenger RNA from Vitrella brassicaformis, 762 nucleotides. The record is from the annotation of a GenBank genome assembly. NCBI's taxonomy places the organism in Eukaryota, Vitrellaceae.
CACAAACAACCAUCAAGUCAGUCAGCAGGGCUGCGGUGCGACCUCCAGCAGCGGCACACGCCAAGGAGGACGCACGUCAAUGCGUCCUGGGGCCUUGGUGGUGCCUCUGGGUGUGUCCUUGCCCUCCUGAGAGGCUGCGUGUGCGGGUGCUGGCGCCAGCGUUCUCUGAGACCUUGUGGCAGCUCGUGUGUCCGGCUGAGGGGCGUCAGGGUCGUCAUUGGACCUGUCGCCGAGGAUACCCAGCGGUACGAUGUCCUCUGGGACUUCAGCCUCCAGCAGCCUGCAUUCAUGUCAUUGACACAACACGCCAGCCACAGCACAGCCAUUGAGGGAGGAGGAAGGGACAGUCACCACGGUGUUGUGAUGCCUGUCUGUGUCUGUGCGUUCUGCGUAUGUGCCUGUGAGCCUCUCUGUCCUCUCUCCGUGCUUACUGGGUAUUCCACUCGCCAACGGCCCAAACCAUCCACUCUCGGUGGUGGGCGGCUGACCGGUCGGCGUACUCCUUGGCCUUUCUCUUGAAGUCCGCCUUGUGGUCCUCGUGCACUCGGUUGGUGUCGCCGUCUAGCCAGCCCGCCAUCUCCUUUAUCUCGUCGUCGCUCAGGCGCUGAAUGCUACACACGUACUUUAGCUCCCUCCACCGGUUCAGCCGCGCGAGGGCUGCACGGACACGGAGGUACUCGUCGUCCGGGUUGUACUCUCUCUCAUUGAUAAAGAAAGGCCGCGGUUCUGCGCUACACCAAUGGCCCAUUUCGCCUGUUCCCG